AAUUAAAUGUAUCUACUUUACAAAAUAAAAAUUAAAAAUUAAAACUUUAAAAAUAAGAGAUGGCAUGGGAAAUGGGUUAUGGCGUAGCAGGUGACUUCCAUGAAAGUUUAGGGAUAAUAUUAUAUGAGUUUCAUUAAACAAACCCUAAUGUCUAUUGAAGAAGAAGACGAAGAAGAAACACAAGGAAAGGAAUUGGUGGAGAUCAGAGUAACACCACCACUCCAAACCAUCUCUUUCCCUUUCUUCAACCACACAAAUUCUCUUCAUUAAACCUUCUCUCUAGUUUUCCCUUUUAGCCUUCAUAUAUAUUACGUCUAACACGUUCAAUUAAAACAUUCCUUCUUCCCUAAAAAUCUGAUCUUUGAGUUUCUAGAUAGACCACAAUGGAUUCUCAGGUCUUGGUUGCUCUGGCCCUCUCACUUGUUGGGGGACUCAGUACUUCUAUAGGUGCAAUUUUAGUGAUUCUCAAUCCAACUCCAAAUUUGAAGAUGCUUGGGCUUCUUCAGGGCUUUGCUGCAGGUCUAAUGUUGAGCAUAUCAUUCUUGGAUUUAGCUCACAACGCGAUAAACUCGAUUGGCUUCUUAAAAGGAAACUUAUGGUUUUUUUCGGGUGUUAUUUUCUUUGCUGUGAUUGCUAAUUUUAUUCCAGAGCCAUCACUUGCUCCUGUUCCAAAUAAGAAAGAUAAAAAGAAAAAUGGGGAUGAAGGUGGCAAGGAUAUCAUGAAAAAGCAUCGUCGUCAAGUCUUAUAUAGUGGAAUUGUCACAGCAAUAGGAAUAAGCUUGCACAAUUUUCCAGAAGGAAUGGCAGUGUUCCUUGGAUCCAUGAAGGGUCUUCGUGUCGGUGUCAACUUGGCCCUGGCGAUCGCUUUGCACAACAUCCCCGAGGGCGUUGCGGUUGCACUUCCAGUUUACUUUGCAACUCAAAGCAAAUGGCAGGCAUUCAAAUUGGCAACACUUUCUGGUUUUGCUGAACCUUUGGGUGUUAUAAUUGUGGCCUAUCUUUUCCCAAGCAACUUGAAUCCCGAAAUUCUUGAAGGCCUUCUUGGAGCAGUUGGUGGAGUGAUGGCUUUUCUAACUCUGCAUGAGAUGCUUCCAUUGGCGUUUGAAUAUGCGGGGCAAAAGCAAUCUAUAAAGGCGGUGUUCUUGGGAAUGGCUUUCAUGUCAGCAAGCUUAUAUUUUCUUGAAAUCAGCUUGCCUAAGGAGAUGAGCUUGUAGAGUAAAUGGUCAAUUUGUAUCAGGAUUCUGCAUUGAAUAAACUUACAAUUAUAGCCAACUUUCUUAACUGAUUUUAUUAAGAUAUGAUUCAACACCAAAAUGGAUUUUUUCUUUUUUUUUUACUUUGCACUUUUUAUUUCUAAUUUUCUAUCUUAAUCUUGUAAAUAAAUAAAGAAUAUGGACCCUGUUGUGCA
This is a messenger RNA of Cannabis sativa, 1408 nucleotides long. RefSeq names its product zinc transporter ZTP29. Lineage: Eukaryota; Viridiplantae; Streptophyta; Magnoliopsida; Rosales; Cannabaceae. Gene Ontology annotation, biological process: zinc ion transmembrane transport. Gene Ontology annotation, molecular function: zinc ion transmembrane transporter activity. Gene Ontology annotation, cellular component: membrane. The coding region runs from base 384 to 1214 and encodes 276 amino acids. The record is from RefSeq and is a predicted model, not a curated record. The transcript is spliced from 12 exons.